AUGAGUGCCAAUCGUUCUGCCUUGGGAUCAGUCCGGGCUCUUUCCUUGAGCACCGAGAACUUGAAUAAGGAGCAAUCUCUCAUAGCCAUUCCCCCGCCAAUGUGCAACCUCCCCUACGAUCCUCCCCACCUCUCGCGUUGGCAGCAGGUCUCUCAACGCCAUCAAGGCCUCAACACGCGUUCCGGCAGCGCUGUGGCCUCCCGAGUUGAUGCCUCUAGCCAACAACUCAACUCCAAAACUGCAACCCUCAAUGACCAAUUUCGUGCUCUUACACUACACCCCAGAAACCACUUUGGUGAUCCGCAUCGGGCGUCCACAGUCCGGCCGGGAAUCCUCAAUGCCACCAUUUAUGAGCUCUCCGAUGACCUUCGGGCGAAGGAGGUGGACCUUAUGGAGCGGUACUAUGGUGGGAGACUGAGGGCGCAGCGCGCUGCUCGUGUGAUUCAGACCAAAUACCGUGAAUACCGAAUGCGCGCUCAGUACGCAAAACUCCGGUCUGAUCGACGGUGGACUGACCGUCGAACCACCGGUUCAGCUGUUUACUAUCCUCCCGAAGAACAGCGGGAAGGGCAGCAUUUAGCAAGCAUGGAGGAUCUUGUCAUCGAUCGAGCCUAUUUGGAUUGGGAAAGCGAGGCAGCAGGCAGCCCAGGUGGAGGCUCGAUCCCGGACCUUACUGUAGAGGGUAAGAGUAGUCGAUCGUCCGCUCCAUCCGCUGCGACCCAACCCGCCGAGUCGGUGGAGAUUUCAUCACAGUCUUGCUCAAAUCUGACGACACCAAAGAACCACCACCAAUCCUCCAGCCCUGGAACUGGGACUGGUUCUACGUCCGGAUUUGUCUCCUCCCCGGGGUCGUGCUCCUCUGGUUCCCUACCAACCGAAAGCACCCCCUUGCCUGUGCCCUGCCAUAAACAGGAACCUGUUAACAGACAACCGCCUGAAACCCAGUCACAACCUGUUGUGUACUAUCUUCUGGACAGAGACGAUCAGCAUGUCUCUCAACACGUCCCCCAGCAGCAACUCUAUGUAGCUGUUCCCGCAAAGCCGGAUCAGCAGUACCUAAAGGUGGUCCCACAGCAACAGCAACCACAACGUUACCUGACUCAGCCGACAACUGCGGCUGUAUUGGUUCGGCGAUCCAGCACAGGAUCAAAUCCCAGACAGGCCCCCGUUUGGUGCACUCCCGAUGGAAAAAUGUACACCUUGGCUUACGCAGAAAAACCGAAAGCAGUCAUGGUGUCCCCUCCCCCUUCGUCUGUGCAACCCGUUUUCGUGACUCCGAUCAGGAAAGACGGUGUCGCGAACACCCCCGUGCUUGUAAAAAUACAUCAAUCACCUCCACCGACGAGUUUGGUCCAAAUGGCGCAGAAACCCAAUGCAACCAGUAGUCCGGUUGUCGGCGAUAGGUGGCGGAAGCGACUCUAUCGCGUGUGCUUGAAUUACUUCAAUAAGUCACCUGUUAAGGGAAUCGACAUGCUGAUCAAGUUCCGCUUUCUGGACGCCUCUCCCCGACAAAUAGCUCGGUUCCUUCUCACUCGAAGGGGCUUAUCGCGUUCCGCUAUUGGCGAGUAUUUGGGCGAAAUGAAGCAAGACUUAUCUGUUGCAACGGCUCGGCAAUUCAUCAGGGAACUCGACUUUCGGGAAAAGGAUGUUGACGAGGCUUUGAGGAUUCUGAUGUCCCGAUUUCGCACUCCCGGCGAGUCACAGAAGAUCGUGCACCUUCUGACCGAAUUCCAGUCGGCGUACAUUGAGCAGAAUACGGCCCGCGUGAACGCACAGUUCCGCAAUCCAGACUCCGUGAUGAUCCUGGCCUACGCCAUCGUGAUGCUCCACACAGACAUGUACAGUCCCAACAUCCGGCCUUCCGCCAAAAUGACCCGUCAGGAGUUUGUCAAGAACCUUCGCGGUGUGGAUGACGGUGAAGACCUGGACAGGAAUCUCCUGCUGGCGAUUUACGAUCGAAUCCAAGCUGAGGAGAUGUGCGUAGCGCCAGACCACACCGACCAGGUGCGAAAAAUCCACCGUCUUUUGACUGGACCCCUUCGUCCGACCAACCUCGUUCUUCCCCAACGGCGGCUUGUCUGCUAUUGUCGCCUCUACGAGGUCCUCGAUAAAACGAAGCGUGACCGUCCCGGGACACAUCAACGGGAGAUCUUUCUUUUCAACGACCUUCUCCUAGUGACUAAAGCCUUUCAUAAGCGCCGAAAGGACUCAUCGCCUGCUUACCAGGUUCGUGCUUGCAUCACUCUCCUGGGGACUCGAGUGGUCGCCUUCGAAACGCCCUACUACGCCAAUGGAAUUUCACUGUAUCGAGUUGAACAAUUGGAAACGAGUGAUAUGCUGAAGGGGACUAGCAGCAACAGUGAAGGACCUCGUGGAGCACCUGUCAUAUGUUUAAAUACAAAAACCAGCUCCGAUAGGACGCGGCUUCUUGAGGAUCUUCAGGAGUGCAUCCUGGAAACGACUGAGAUGGAUCGUGUGCGCCUGGAUGAUGUGCUCUACAAGCAGGUCUCUCCGCCCAAGUCCGUGGACACUGCGCAUCCGCACAAGGCCCAAAUGCCCACGCCAGGCCACUUCCACCCCAACCCCCAGCCCCAAUACAAUCCGCAUUUGUGCAAGUGCCACGCCGAGCCCACCCUGCAGGCGGCCAUCCAACGCGGCGGCACCGUCUGCAUUUCCGCCGGCCUCAGCCUCCACCCUCCCGCGAGGGCGUUUGUCUACAAGACGAACAAUCAGUCGCGCUAG
This is a messenger RNA of Mesocestoides corti, 2742 nucleotides long. The record is from the annotation of a GenBank genome assembly. Lineage: Eukaryota; Metazoa; Platyhelminthes; Cestoda; Cyclophyllidea; Mesocestoididae.